This is a messenger RNA of Clarias gariepinus (North African catfish), 6552 nucleotides long. RefSeq names its product phosphatidylinositol-4-phosphate 5-kinase, type I, gamma a (gene pip5k1ca). The transcript is spliced from 18 exons. Gene Ontology annotation, molecular function: phosphatidylinositol kinase activity. Gene Ontology annotation, biological process: phosphatidylinositol metabolic process. The coding region runs from base 189 to 2378 and encodes 729 amino acids. Lineage: Eukaryota; Metazoa; Chordata; Actinopteri; Siluriformes; Clariidae. The record is from RefSeq and is a predicted model, not a curated record.
UACAGGAGUCUGAUUUAAGGGAAAAGCCUGAAGCUGCACUACAUGGCAGUGCAGAUGAAAGGAUCAGGGCGCGCGCUCACAUCCACCUCAUUGCACUAUGCGCUCGCGCUGCUGAGAGCCCGGUAGACUGCGGGUCAGCGGGACAGAGGCACGAGCUCGCACGAGCGUUUUCGGCUUUCAGCCUGAGAAUGGAGGCGUCCGGCGGCGGCGCGAGCAGCCUGGCUGAGGCCGAGGAUGGCAGCCCGUUAUCCGAGGACGAACCGGUGUGUGUGCUCGGUGACAACCAGGCGAUGGAUACAGGUGACCCGGAUGCUGUCAAAAUGGCUUUCAUCACAGAGAUGGCGUCAUCUUCAGGCCAGCCAGGCCUCGGAAAAAAGAUAGGACAUAGAGGAGUGGACGCGUCCGGUGAGACGACGUACAAGAAGACCACAUCGUCAGCACUAAAGGGAGCCAUCCAGCUCGGCAUCGGCUACACGGUGGGCAACCUGAGCUCCAAGCCUGAGAGGGACGUUCUCAUGCAGGACUUCUAUGUCGUGGAAAGCAUCUUCUUUCCCAGUGAGGGGAGCAACCUGACACCGGCCCACCACUUUCCAGACUUCCGCUUUAAGACGUAUGCUCCUGUGGCUUUCCGUUAUUUUAGGGAGCUGUUUGGGAUUCGUCCUGAUGAUUAUCUGUACUCGCUGUGUAACGAGCCGCUAAUCGAGUUGUCAAACCCAGGAGCCAGCGGUUCUGUGUUCUACGUUACGAAGGAUGACGAGUUUAUUAUUAAGACCGUCAUGCACAAAGAGGCGGAGUUCCUGCAGAAGCUUCUGCCUGGAUAUUACAUGAACCUUAAUCAGAACCCUCGCACGUUGCUGCCCAAGUUUUUUGGUUUGUACUGCGUGCAGUCUGGAGGAAAGAACAUCCGGAUGGUGGUGAUGAACAACAUCCUGCCCAGGGUGGUACGCAUGCACCUUAAAUAUGACCUCAAGGGUUCUACAUACAAGCGCCGGGCCUCCAAAAAAGAGCGAGAGAAGGCAAAGCCAACAUUUAAAGACCUAGACUUCAUGCAAGACAUUCCUGAAGGCCUGAUGCUGGACACAGACACUUACAACGCCUUGGUCAAGACACUCCAGAGAGACUGCUUGGUGCUAGAGAGUUUUAAGAUCAUGGAUUACAGCUUGUUGCUUGGGGUGCAUAACCUUGACCAGGCUGAGAGGGAGCAGAAUGUUGAGGGCUCCCAGAGCAGCAGCGAUGGAAAGAGACCACCAGCCCAGAAAGCCCUCUACUCUACCGCCAUGGAGUCCAUCCAGGGAGCCUCGGCCUGUGGAGAGGAAAUCGACACAGAAGACACGAUGGGAGGCAUCCCUGCAGUGAACAGUAAAGGAGAGCGUCUUUUACUGUACAUUGGCAUCAUCGACAUCCUGCAGUCUUACAGGUUAAUAAAGAAAUUAGAACACACAUGGAAAGCUCUUGUACAUGACGGGGAUACAGUGUCUGUUCACCGGCCUUCUUUCUAUGCAGACAGAUUCUUCAGAUUUAUGAGCAGCACAGUAUUUAGAAAAAGCACCUCCUUGAAAUCCUCUCCAUCAAAGCGUGGGCGUGGCGGCCUGGCCGUGCCCAAAUACUCAGGGCCUGGAGCCGCAUGGUCUAUUAGCCAGCUUCCCUACGACAGAGAUGACAGCAUUUACGACCUGCGAGGAGCUCGCAGCUUCCCCACGCUGGAGGAUGAAGGACGCUCUGAUGUGCUUCCCUGCACACCUCCAUCGUUUGAGGAUGCCACCACUGCCUCCAUUGCCACCACACUCUCCUCCACCACCUCUCUAUCCAUUCCUGAACGCUCACCAUCCGACACCUCUGAGCACCCCCGCUACAGGAGACAUACCCAGUCUAGCCAAGACGGAACGGCUCAGGAGGAAGAUCAACAGACCAUCACUGUAGAGGUGGAGUUGAAGCGACAAGACAGUGAGCCUACACUCAUAGCUCCACAACCUUCUCCAGAGACAAGUGAAGAACCUGAGCUCUCUGCCGAAGCUUCCUGUUCCACAGUUCCUGCGAGUCCUAAAAUUGUGGUGGAUUCAGACUGCACUAGUCAAGCCUCUGGCUGCCUCAGCCACUCCUCUGUAGACGACGAUGAUGAUGUGCCAAUCACUGAGAUCUACUUUCCUCCAGAGGAGAGGAGCUGGGUUUAUUCUCCUCUGCACUACGCAGCAGAGUCCAGGACUCUGCCCACAGGGGAUGAGGACAGUGAUACAAUUUUAAUACACUGGUGUCAUCUGCAUGGAGGGGGUUCAGGUUCAGGUGUCUGUGUGUUUGUAAUCCAUGUGCAUGUUUAUCCUCUUGUUUUUACAAUCAUAUUUCUGUUUUCAUCUGUAUUGAAUGUGCAUUUGAUCGGUUGAAAGCACAAAUAUCUUGCAAAUUGCACAGCAUUACAAUGUGUACAGUUGAGCCACAGUCGCUCUUGUGUCUCGUUCACAGCAGUGAGUCCGACGGUGCCGGAGAUCGUUCAGGUGUGAUGUGGCUUCCAACUCGACUCAACUCAACUGACCAAACUUCCUACCACAUUUUUAAGUGACUGGUGUCUUCGAUCUUCAUCUUGUCAUGAUCCAAAACCACAUGCAGGCUUUGUGCUGCAAUAUGGAGCUUUGUGCUGAACAUACACUAGUGUCAUUCUUCUAUGGUUCUCCGGUCAUUCUGUCUACUAACAGCAGCACUCCAACCAGUAAUAACUACGUCUUUUGAGAUAACAUUCCUGUAAUUCAUAAAACGUUUUUUUAUUUUGUUUUUUACUUUUCUAUGUGUGUGAGUCUCUGAGUGUGGGCAUGUUUUUCAUAUGUAUAGAGAAAUUACUUGGUGUGGAAUGUGAGAUUGGAGGAAGCUUGCUCUGUCUAGCAUCAAUAUACUACAAUUAACUUCACUAUGAGGAAAAAUUUCUAAUAUUAUGUUGUAAGCUAUGUCAGGGGUGGACAAAUUACUAUUAAUUAUCCAACCCACCAGGCCAGUGUCCGUACACAGUCUGAUGCUUUGAUCACCAAGAGACCUAUUUAACCAGGUGCUAGCUAACAUUGUGUAAUAAGAUAUGGCCAGCUAGGGGGGAUACCGCUUUAAUAAUCAAUGGAAUGAGUGCGUGAAUUGUCAGGGAGGGGGUGACUGUGUGAUGAUGUGCUUAUCCUUUCCUUAUAAUAUAUUUAACAUAACCCAUUGUGUUUGCAAACUUUGCAAUAGAUUUUGUUAAUGCUUUUCAGCUAUGAUUUUUAGUCCUCUCUUCAUUCAUCCAUGCAUAUGAUUUCAAUCCGGCUAGCUUUUUUAUUUCCUUUCAACACUUAACUGGGAGGUGAGUCUACUCUAUUGAGUUUACGAUUAAAAACAUACUACCAGCACCUUUGUGCGUAGUGCAGCAGCUUGUACUAUUCAGUAAUGUCGAACCAACAUAAAGCACAUUAGGUUAAAACAGAAAUACCAAAAGGAAAUAAUUGUUUUACACUUAGUGAGAGGUAAAGAUUAAUUCCAUUAACUGCUUGAUGAACCAUACCCUGAAUGCCUGGGUUAGUAAUUUGUUCACCUCUGCAUAUACUACCUAAUUUCAGAAUUUUAAGACGUGCAUAUUGUCGGACAAAAAUCAUUCAGGGCAACAGUAUCAAGACCCAUGUGAUGGGCAGACAGUUGCUCUAAACUCUAUAGUGCAGUGCUGGAGUUAAUAAACCCUUACAGCUCAGCAAUAUGAACAACUUACGCCACACACGUGAGAGAAGCAUAAUUAAGAAAUAGCUAAAUGUGCUAAUAAAACAGCAAUUGCAGGAAAGCUAAUUUGCUUUUAAAAGAAAUCACCCAGUCUUCUUUAUCUGCUUAGCCUGGUCUUUCUAUUUACCACAUCUGUAAUACAUUGCCCGUUAGACAGAAAUGUUGAAAUUUCCUUGUUCAGAGAAAAGAACACAAUGGUAUAAAAAAAACAUCGGACUGAAACUGGACCUGAAAGCUUUUCUGGUGUAGAUUUAUUCAUAUACUUUACUUUAUUCAUUAUACUUUACAGCACUGAAUCAGUGUUGUUACAAAAGUAAUGUCCCUUUUUUUUUUUUAGCUUUUUGAAGCAGCAAUUGACAACAUAAUAGUCCAAUAUCUUUUUCACAAGUAUGGAUUAUUCUGAUUUAGGGUUUAAUUUACACAUAAAUAGGCCUGAAGAAUUCAUGAAAGUCCUUAUAAUGGUUAGUUAUGUUUUAAAAACUUUGUUGAUUGUAACUGAUAUUUAAGAACACAUUUUCUUUAUGUCCUCAAUACAAGGAAAAGUGGCCAAUGUUGUCUAUUACAGAAAUGAUAAAUAGAGAAUAGUAUUUUAUGGAAGCUUUAAUGUUCAUACAGAUUAUUAUCUGUUGCCUGAGGUACAGUGGAACCUUGGAUUGUGAGUAACUUGGUCUGUGAGCGUUUUUACAAGACGAGCAACUCAUCUCUCUCUUGCGAUGUGGGAUUGUGGGUAAUCGUCUCCUAUACUCAUUCUCAGUGUGCAUGCGUCACUAGUAUAGUUAACAUCCGUGCACGUAUGUACUGUUUACUAUAACAUUGUGACCGUGUGUGUGUGUGUAAAGCAUUUUUGUAAGUAGUGACUGUUCUUUUGUAACUGUACUGUAAUAACGGCCUCCGUGAAGAAAAAAAAAGUUCGAAAGGCUGUAGUAAUGAAGAGGGAGAUGAAUUUGUUUAGAGGAGUGAUUCCGGUAGUGUUUGUGUGCAGCGUGUGAAAGGCGUCCUGCACAGUAGCCCACCCCCGCUCUUGAUUCUGCUCUUGUCUAACACCAGUCAUGAUUCUUUUCAAAGGUAAAGUGUAGGUUAAUUUGUUUCAUUUUUACUUUAGAUUUUGUAUUAACUAUUUUUAUAUGAAUAUUUUUGGGUCAUGGAACGAAUCAUUGAAUUUCGUGCUUUGAUAUAUGAGUGCUUUGAUAUACAAGAGCGCUUUCAGAAUGAAUUAUGCUCAUAAUCCAAGGUUCCACUGUAUUUGGAACAGGUUGGGGUGUUUUAAUGCAUUCUGGGUAAUUUAACUCCUUCAGAUUUCCUUCUGCUACUACGGAGUCAUCCAGCAAGCUUCUGUUUAAUUUAUAAAGCAUUCUUACAUCUUCUCACAUGGUGACCAAAUGAGAAUUUCUAAAGGGGUGUGUUAAUUUAACCCAGCAUUGAAACUGAUUGAAAUUGUUACACAAAAUAUAGAUUCAUUUCAAAUUCAAUUUGUGUUAUUUGAUUUUUAAAACACUAUAAAUUCCCACAGUUUCCUGAUAACUUUCCAUUAUUGUGUCUUUAUUAAAAAUUUUAUUUAAGCCUUUGAUGGAAUUUUUUUAAACUUUAGACAGGCUUUCCUCUUAGGACUGUUUAAUCACAGCACUUUAUUUCAUCGCAUCACAAUCAUUUGAGCAGGAUGCAAGUUUUUCACUGCUGUUGUGAUCUACACUGCAGGAAAGGUUUAAAGAAAUUUGUUGAAAUGUAUAUUUAUUUGUAUGUGUAGAGUAAUUUAAGAGUGUAUGUGUUUGAAAGUGUGAGUGUGAGGAUGUGUGAUUUACUAAAUAUUUGAUGGGUGUUAAAGCACUGAUCAUGAUGCUGUUGUGUGAUAUAAAGCACCCACAGCAGCAAUACAUAGUGUACUUUUGGGUUGCCUUAUUUAUUUAUUAUUUUAAUUGUUCUGACACCAUAGUUAGUGACUCACUAAUGGUAUGUACAUAGAAAUACAAAUAAUAAUGAAGAAAUACUGAUUAUAUUUUAUCUUGUGAAUUUGGAGCUUUCUUUUUUCUUUUUUUGUCCUUUUUUUCCCUCAAGCUGUGCAUAAAAAUGAGUAAAAUUUAAGUAAAGAAGAUUCUUCCUGAGAUGCGAAGUGUGCAACUGUGUUUGCAUUUCAGACGUCACUUUGUGCCGUACAUGUGAACUUGCAAAUGUAUCAAUUGCAUCAUCUUGCAGAAGCUGUGUCUGUGUAUGUGUGGUUUAAAAUGUGUGGCCCUGAUUAAUUAGAUUAAGCAAUGCUGUAGAGAUCAAGCAUGUUGUCACUGAAAAUUGUAAAUAUAAAUCGAAAUUUUAAAAUGAAACAGUUUAUCCUUUUUAUUUAUACACAAAGCAUAAAAUGAUGGUUCAGUGAAAAAAAUAUAUACGAUUUUCUUUUUAAAAUAAGUGUAAUUAAUCAAUUAAAACCAGUUCGUUAUUUGAUGUUUUGCACCAGGCAGAAGGCUAUUGCAGCUAGCAAGUAAUGAAAGUCUAACUCAUCCAGUUACUUCUGUAAAUUCACACCUCAAACAUCAUCUAGUUAUAAUGUUAAUGCUGUAAUGUUACGUUAGGAACAAUGGAAAAUUGUGCAAGUUAUUUUUUAUUUUUUUUUGCUAAACUGUUUCUUUAAUAGAUGAGUAUUUCAUAGGAGUGUGUGUGUAUGUGUGUGGGAGAAAGGCUGUGUACACGUGCAAGUGCAUUUUUUUGGCCUUCUCUUGAAAUAAACAUACUUGACAUCUGUUAUUUUAUCUGUCAAUAUCUCAUUUACAUGUAUGGUUUUGGCAUGUUGAUCUAUGUACAGACUUCAUAAAAUACAAACUAAAAGAUACGACCUGCACAUCA